GUCACAUUUAUUGUCAUUGGUCAUACCAUACCAUUAUUUUUGAAUUUUGAGGUCAGUCGCAAUGGAGAGAGAGAAGUUCUUUGAUAAAAGUAUCUGUGGAUACUAUGACGAAUACGAAAUGUCAGCUUUUGAUUUUUCGUCGUGGCGCACUAUAGUGGGGCCAUCUACUGGAGCAACCUCUGAAGGUGACCUGGACACCAACAUGAAAAUGCUCCGGUCAAACCUAACUAUGUUCGAGAAGAGUCUUCGAGGCGGAAACCUACCACGCGACUUUUUGAAGAGGAUGGGGUUCCAGCACCCUCUGGUGCAUCAGCAGACGGUGACGGCCGUCUGCAGCUACCUGCUCUACGUGGUGUCGUGCCACACCGACCCGGUGCUCGUGAACGCCGCCUCCAACGCGCUCGCCUACCACGCAGAGAUGGGCGCCGCCUUCGCGCCCGACCGCGCCCAGAUCCUGGCCAUCGCGCUCAACAUGGGCAUGAAAGAGGAACGCCUACAGUUCUUUCGGGACGAACUGCCGGAGCAUAUGAGGCGUCGAGCCGGUGCUUCCAAGCGCAAGGCCCUGGAGAAAUACCCGGAGCCGUUCAAUGUUCAGCAGUUCGUGGAGUGUCUCACAAAACUGCUGCGGCCCGGCCGCCACUGGACGGACGCGGCGCGCUACACGCUCUUCUCUGUGCUGGUGGCUAUGCUGGCCGAUCCGUACAUGGAGUCGAUCGAGGUGACGCCACGUGUCACCGUCUGCGUGGACGCCCUGCUGCGCAGCUACGAGCGGGCCGCGUGGAGCGCCGACAGCGACAACAGCAAGCUACUGGACCUGGUGGAGGCGCUAGGUCAGCUGCCGGUCGAGGCGCGCCUGCCCGUGCUGGCCGGCCUGCCUCCGCGCGACCGCGGCCUCCAGCUGCGCAGCCUCGCCGGCUACCUGCUCCUGCAGCACACCAUCUUCGAGCAGCAGCCCAACUGCCUGGACAGCUGCGGCGAGCCGCCCUUCUUCGACCUGUCACCCGUUAUCACGGUGGGUAACGUGCUGUCGGUGGUGCGCGGUGAACAGGUGGGCGGCCUGCCGCCGGCCUCGUUCGCCUCCAAGACGGCCGAACAGCUGCGCAGCUGCUACGCCGUGCUGCGCUGCGUGGACGCCGCCGUCGGGUCCGAGCCGCCGCCCAACGCCCAGCACCGCAAGACGCUCCUGCAGCUGAAGGAGUUCCUGAAUUCGGAAAUAGAUCGUGUUCCCGACACGGCCGACGACACCCUGGAGCUGCGGAUCAGCCUCAAAGACUUUAUGACCAUGCUCUUUUCUAAAUGGAGCUCCAUGUGCGUGUAGAUCAUAACCGGUCAACCUUCUGCCCGAGGCCAGAUACGGCUGUCAAGCAGGCUAACAGUUACGCUAUCAUUCCCGAAAUGCUCCCUGCGAUUGUCGUGUAUACUGCCUAAAUGGUAACCCUUUAUGGCAUAGUUCGCCUGGCUCACCGACUGUUACUUCAGGUUUCAUCUGGCCUGCUCCAAAAAAAGAUGUCUACCCAUCUUGUAUGUAGAUCGACUGGUUAUGUGAAACGAACCACAUUGGCAUAUCACAUUAAUUCUCAUAUUGUCCCGCCUGUGACUGUCAUCAAUGAUUUCGUACUGCAUUUCACCGCCGCAAAGUGCCUUUACACCAAAUGUCAUCGUGUGAUAUUUACCGCUUGUAUUGUGUUAUUGCCCAUGUCACAGCUAUGCUCAAAUGGAGUGAUUGGUGUCAGUUGUAUUAUAAUUUGCUAUUCCUAUGGACGUGUCGAUCACGGAAGCACACACUGUAUCAUGGGCUCCGCUCCAAUGGGAUGCAGGAGUUGCGUUACGACUGUAGAGAUAGGGAGAGGGAUUCUGUGCGGACGCAUGGCUGUUCUCGAUGUGCUGUGAGUUGUGAGUUGCUCGUCAUCAUUUUGUCGCAUACAUUCACUGUGAAAAUAAAUAAUAAAAUACAUCGUCA
This is a messenger RNA of Amphibalanus amphitrite, 1960 nucleotides long. RefSeq lists its product as uncharacterized. Bases 62 to 1318 code for a protein of 418 amino acids. The record is from RefSeq and is a predicted model, not a curated record. The transcript has 10 exons. Lineage: Eukaryota; Metazoa; Arthropoda; Thecostraca; Balanomorpha; Balanidae.